Cylindrotheca closterium is the source of this 1284-nucleotide messenger RNA. The record is from the annotation of a GenBank genome assembly. Lineage: Eukaryota; Bacillariophyta; Bacillariophyceae; Bacillariales; Bacillariaceae.
AUGCGGCGUCGUCUCGGUCUACAGUUCGUCCUGCUGAUAGCCUUAUUAUUGGUCAUCAGGCAGGCCUUCUCCCAAGAAGAUGAUUAUGAGAAUCCUGCGAAGGCCAACGCCACAAGUACUGGUACUCCAAACAUUACACUUCCAGGAACGCUGAAUACAACUCUACGGCCCACAUCUUCACCCCUCUUGACCAAGGCACCCUCCAAAACGAAUGCAGCUCAGGAUCCAACACCAUGCCCGACCGCCGCACCGUUUCUCCUGAUAAGGCCUCUUCGCAAUAUGAAAGUUUCAUUGUUUGGAGCCUACGAUUCCUCGCGGAACGACGAGCUGUUGAUUCUAUUGAAAUCUCUACUAGAACAAUCACUCUACGAUGCCAUGGCCAAGUACUUUGUGCCGGAAUCAGACAAGAACGAGUUCACGACGGAACAAGAUCUUUCGAAUUUGAGCAUAUUGUCCAAAGUGACCUUAGAAUGGACAACCACCAUGUUCACAUUCGAUGGAGACCCGUACCAUAGCAGUCUUCAAGCUAGUGGGACUUUAGCAUUCACCUCAUAUGACUAUUUCUUGUUGCAUCCGCAAACCAUAUUGUCGCUACAGGAACAAGCGAUGGCUGGAAAUGCUACCACCAAUCAUCGUAUUGACUUGAAUCAUAUGGAUUGGUUGUUGGAGCAAAAGAAUUUGCCUCUCCAAGUGGGGCAAUUUAUCAUGGUCGAAGCAGGCGAGGAUGCGCCCACAGCAGCGCCAACCACAUGGAACUUGGAUGAUGAUGACGACAUUAUCAGCAACGUCACCACCGACCUCAAGGAUGAUAACAUUCGAAAUAAUCGAGACGAUUUCGACGAAACUGGUUAUACCUAUGGACCGCCCAAAUCCGUCAGCAAAGAAACUAUUCGAGCUGUUUUGAUUGUUGCCUGUACUCUUUCGGCCCUAGCAUUUGGUCUCUUUUCGAGAUUUGUCGCCAUCAAAUCGAAACAAAUAAAGAAAGAUCGCAUGGUGUGUAAGCAAAGCUUUGCCAAGAAGGAGGGUGUUCAAGAUGAAAAUAACAGUGAAGCAAGCAAUGGAGAUUUCAAGGCGACCGGUAUCGGAAUGUCACCCAUGACAGACAAAUCCGUUUCGUCAGGAUCGCGGACACAAGUCCCUUCGCCGAAUGAUACCAUGAGUGUGUCAUCAUUUUCUGACGAUUCGGUAUCCAUAACGAAUGAAGAAGAUCCCGAAGCGUACGAAGUAUUUGUUGAAGAAAACAGCGGCGAUGAAACAGAUGUGAUAGAAAUUGGUCGUUGUUGA